Messenger RNA from Colletotrichum gloeosporioides, 1110 nucleotides. Its product is annotated as Dehydrogenase azaJ. The coding region runs from base 1 to 1110 and encodes 369 amino acids. Gene Ontology annotation, molecular function: oxidoreductase activity, acting on the CH-CH group of donors, NAD or NADP as acceptor. The transcript is spliced from 2 exons. The record is from RefSeq and is a predicted model, not a curated record. NCBI's taxonomy places the organism in Eukaryota, Fungi, Ascomycota, Sordariomycetes, Glomerellales, Glomerellaceae.
AUGAACAACCUUCCCGAAACGAUGCGCUCCCUAGUGGCGCUUCAACACUGCACCCCCGCCGGCUUCGAGGUUGCCGGAGUGCCCCUCCCGACAAUAACCAAUCCUACGGAAGUGAUAAUUCGGGUGCAUGCCGGAGCGAUUAUGAAGGGCGACUGUCAACGGGCUGUGGGGUCUCGGAUCGUUGCAUCGCGGAAAGAGACAUUUCCUGUGAAACUCGGCUGUGAGGGCGCUGGUGUCGUCGUCGCAAUCGGAUCGGAAGUCAAGACCUUCAAGAUCGGCGAUGCAGUCUACGGCCACGGCGUCGUCCGUCCCGCCUUCAGCAAUCCGGACCCAGGUUUCUGCUCCGAAUAUGCAAUCACGCAGGAGAGAUUACUGCUGCCAAAGCCGCCACAAAUAAGCUUUGAAGAAGCUGCCGCACUUCCUGGGUAUACUGUGACAGCGUAUCAAACCAUCAAGCGCGGUCUAGAAUUGGCCGGUUGGGAGAGUCUUGAGGGGAAGACCGUGUACGUCCCGGCUGCCUUGAGCGGAGGGGGCUUUAGCGGUAUCCAGGUUGCGAGAAACGUGUUUGGUGCAGCAAAAAUCAUUUCAACAGUCUCAACCCCAAAGUUGAAGCUUGUCGAAGAGUACCUUCCCGGAAUGGUGGAUCAACUUAUCGAUUACAAGACGACGAGCUUGACAGACGCUGUUCCCAAGGGCAGCGUGGAUUUCAUGUUCAACACGCAAUGGGACAGCAUGAACCCAGCGAUACCCCUUCUCAACCCCAAGACAGGCGUCAUCAUGUCCAUUGCCUCGAUUCCUCCAUCGCCUUUGGUGAGGGAGAUCAUGGGGCCCGGCAUGGUUCCGCUCUGGCUAGCUUGGAUGCUGGACCUGGUUCAGUGGUGGUACGCUUUCAAGUUUAGAGGGACGAACAUCCAACACGAAUUCGUGUCGGGUAAUCCAGAAAUUAGGGAAGACCUAGAGAGAGCUGGCGAGAUGAUUGCUACUGGCAAGGUAAAAGCGGUCUUUCGUACGGUGGAACUAUCCGACAUUGAGUCUAUCCGGGAAGAGUGCGUAAAGGUCGAUACAGGGAAAGGCGGCCUUGGUAGGCUAUUGAUUAGGGUGAAGGACUGA